Molecule: messenger RNA, 1132 nt
Organism: Nycticebus coucang (slow loris)
Lineage: Eukaryota; Metazoa; Chordata; Mammalia; Primates; Lorisidae
Gene: VPS25
Product: vacuolar protein sorting 25 homolog
Exons: 6
Coding region: 75-605 (176 amino acids)
Biological process (GO): protein transport to vacuole involved in ubiquitin-dependent protein catabolic process via the multivesicular body sorting pathway
Cellular component (GO): ESCRT II complex
Molecular function (GO): structural molecule activity; protein homodimerization activity
Source: RefSeq, a predicted model, not a curated record
UUUCUGCCGGGACAUGCCAAAGGGGAGACCGGAAGUCCUGCGCCGCGAGGUUCCGGGUUUCCUGGACUACUACGAUGGCGAUGAGUUUCGAGUGGCCGUGGCAAUAUCGCUUCCCGCCCUUCUUUACGUUACAGCCGAACGUGGACACUCGGCAGAAGCAGCUGGCUGCCUGGUGCUCGCUGGUCCUGUCCUUCUGCCGCCUGCACAAACAGUCAAGCAUGACAGUGAUGGAAGCUCAGGAGAGCCCGCUCUUCAACAACGUCAAGCUACAACGUAAGCUUCCUGUGGAAUCAAUCCAGAUUGUGUUAGAGGAACUGAGGAAGAAAGGGAACCUCGAGUGGUUGGAUAAGAGCAAAUCUAGCUUCCUGAUCAUGUGGCGGAGGCCAGAAGAAUGGGGGAAACUCAUCUAUCAGUGGGUUUCCAAGAGUGGCCAGAAUAACUCUGUGUUCACCCUGUAUGAACUGACCAAUGGGGAAGACACAGAAGAUGAGGAGUUCCACGGGCUGGAUGAGGCAACCCUACUGCGGGCUCUGCAGGCCCUACAGCAGGAGCACAAAGCCGAGAUCAUCACUGUCAGCGAUGGCCGAGGUGUCAAGUUCUUCUAGCAGAGACCCGUCUCCCUUACCUUCCACCUUUCCAAGGCUUUCAGAAGGAGGCAGAUCCAGUGUCCCCACAGACGGGAUCUGUGACUUCACUAGAUUCAAAAGGGCUCUAGUCCUGAAGGCUGGGACCCUGGGAUGGGUUUCUCACAUCUCAUGUUUGUCCCUAGGAUAGAGUGAGGCCAGGGUGCCAGAGAAAAAAGAUGUGCUGCUUCUUUUCUUCUUGCCCCAUCUCCUCGCCCAUCCUAGACUGUCUGAGCCAGGGUCUGUACAUCUAACACUUUACAUGUGUUCACACAUGGAUGUGCAUACACAGGUACACCUGCACAGCUUCUGCCUCCUCCUCUCCUCCCACCCCGUUAGCUGCUGUUGCCUCCCUUCUUGGGCUGGUGCUGGAUCCUUCCUAGGGGAUGGGAGAAGCCCUGGCUGCAGGCAGCCUUCCAGGUGAUAAGAAGAUAGGAGGUCCUUGGCCCUGGCAGUGAGAGGCAGGGCCCAACACAUGAUUUAUGAUAUUAAAAAAAUCUCAACGCCCA